AUGGGUAAAAAAAACACUAAAGGUGGUAAGAAGGGAAGAAGAGGAAAGAACGAAUCUGACGGUCCAAAACGUGAACUAUAUUACAAAGAAGAAGGUCAGGAAUAUGCUCAAAUCACCAAGAUGUUAGGUAACGGUAGAGUGGAAGCUAGUUGUUUUGAUGGUGUUAAGAGACUGGCUCAUAUUAGAGGUAAGUUAAGAAAGAAAGUAUGGAUGGGGCAAGGUGAUAUUAUCUUGGUUUCUUUAAGAGAUUUCCAAGAUGAUCAAUGUGAUGUCGUUCAUAAAUAUAAUUUGGAUGAAGCUAGAACUUUGAAAAGUCAAGGGGAACUUCCUGAAAAUGCAAAGAUUAAUGAAACUGAUAACUUUGGUUUCGAAUCUGAUGAAGAUGUUAAUUUCGAAUUCGGUAACGCUGAUGAAGAUGAUGAAGACGAAGAAGAUGGUGAACUUGAUAUUGAUGACAUUUAA
Messenger RNA from Naumovozyma dairenensis CBS 421, 462 nucleotides. RefSeq names its product translation initiation complex factor eIF1A (gene TIF11). Gene Ontology annotation, biological process: translational initiation. The transcript has a single exon. Lineage: Eukaryota; Fungi; Ascomycota; Saccharomycetes; Saccharomycetales; Saccharomycetaceae. The record is from RefSeq and is a predicted model, not a curated record. Gene Ontology annotation, cellular component: cytoplasm. Bases 1 to 462 code for a protein of 153 amino acids. Gene Ontology annotation, molecular function: translation initiation factor activity; RNA binding.